Aaosphaeria arxii CBS 175.79 is the source of this 2361-nucleotide messenger RNA. RefSeq names its product P-loop containing nucleoside triphosphate hydrolase protein. The transcript has a single exon. Gene Ontology annotation, molecular function: microtubule binding; GTPase activity; GTP binding. NCBI's taxonomy places the organism in Eukaryota, Fungi, Ascomycota, Dothideomycetes, Pleosporales. The record is from RefSeq and is a predicted model, not a curated record. Gene Ontology annotation, cellular component: microtubule; cytoplasm; membrane. The coding region runs from base 1 to 2361 and encodes 786 amino acids.
AUGCAAGAACUUGCGGAUCGCACGCAGGCACAUGCCAAACCUGCGCCGGCCUUCGCUCUUGGAGCUAACAUAAACGACGUCAUUUCAGCUAUUGCAAAGCUAGAGUGCCUUGGUCUUGCAAAGUUCGACAUUCCGUUGCCAAAGUGCGUCGUCCUCGGUGAACAGUCCACCGGGAAAUCGUCUGUAAUAGAGGCGAUAUCAGGAAUCAAGACGCCUCGAUCAACGGACACCUGCGCUCGAUGCCCGUUGUUCAUUACGAUGAAUCCUGGAAAUCACAAGACCAACCCUGAUAACCAACAUACCUGGACUGCGCAGGUCAAGCUGCGCAUCAAUUGUGAAUUCAUUCCUGGAAGGACUCCGCGCGGACAGCCUAUCAGGCGCUACACUUGGAAGCCGCUUCCAGCUCCACGCGAGGAAGACUUCGCCUUUACAAAUGACUACAAGGAGCUCGAAGAAAUCAUUGCUCGAGCGCAAUUGGCAUUGCUGAAUCCAAGCACUGAUACAAGGAAGUUUAUCACCUCAGCUCAUCAGCUGAGAGAGAGUCGCGAAACUGAGUUCUGUCCGAACUUGGUGUGUAUCGAGAUUACUGCGCCUGGCUUGCCUGCCUUAUCCUUCUACGACCUCCCAGGUGUAAUUGGCCAAACCGAAGACUCGUCGCAUGAGUUCCUAGUCAAGCUUGUCCACGAUCUAGUCACCGACUACGUCAAGGAUCCUGAGUCAUUGAUCCUUGUUACUUGUUCGUUGGCAAACGACAUGGCAAAUUCGUCUAUGACCCAGAUUGCCAAUAGGAAUAAUGCGAUUCAUCGUUGCAUCGGCGUAUUGACUAAGCCUGACCUUCCUAGCGGAAGUAGCGACGUCACAAUUCGAAAGGUCCUCAGCGGACAAGCGUACAGAUUGGGGCAUGGAUAUUUUGUGGUGAAGAAUCUCUCCCAAGAAGACAUCAAGAAGGGUGUGUCACACGCAGACGCCCGGCUACAAGAGGAAGAGUUCUUCAGUACCAAUGAGCCUUGGUUAAGCUCCGAAUACCAGGAUCGGUUUGGAACACCAAGGCUACAGUCCUUCCUCUCGAAGGAGCUAGCCGCACAGUCUCUCAGGGCUCUGCCUGAGAUCGAUGGAAAGAUUGCAGCUUGUCUCAAAGACAUUGACAAUGAGCUUGAGAAGAUUCCCUCUCCUCCGUCUUCUUUUAACGCCGUCCGUGCUAUUUUUGACAAGGUCCACAAGUUUUCUGAAGAUGUACGAAAGGAUAUUGAGGGCGAUAAUGAGCAUACUGCUUGGCGCAAACUCUGGAAGGAGCUGUGCACUGAAUUUGCUGAUUGCCUUGCUGACCUCAAGCCUGUUUUAAAGACAGUGGGCAGACUUGAUCACGGAAUUCUCCGAAAUCAGCAGGCAGGAAAGUCUGUUGACAAUUCGAUCGUCAAUGACUCCGGUCAUGAAGAAGACGAUGAAGAGUCAGGAUCCGUGAGUCCGAAGAAGCGGAAGCUGGACAGCUCUUCUCAGCCUGUCACACCGUCGAAAGUACUGCUUAAGAACCCAUCAAUCCCCGCAUCUCGGAUAUCUACGCCUGCCCCAGGUAUUCCCAAGGCCCGAAAGGCCAAGGCGAACGACACGAAGCGACCCGUAAAUCCGCUGCGAACUGCCUACGACCUUGACGAAGUUGCCCGAAGCCUGUCUCAGUAUUCUACGACGCGAAUGCCUGGUCAUGUCGACCCGAAGAUCAUCGAACGCAUGAUUCUUCGCACCCUAGACCACUGGGAUAGUCCGCUCAAGAUGUUCUUUGGCAGCCUUAAUCGCCAUUUGCGUGAACGUCUUACGGCCAUCUUCAACAAACACUUUGAGCAGUGGGACCAAUCUCUCGUGUACGCUAUUGGACUGCAUGUGAUCAACACGACUAUCCAGUUUAACAUUGAUGAGCAGUGCAAUUCCAUGGCGAAAGACAGCCUAGCAGAUGAGCGCGAUGGUCCUCACAUUAUCAGCAAUGAAGUUCAUCAGUUCUUCCAUAAAAAGGUCCUGGAUACGUACACCACCGCUCGGCAACAGCAGCGAGAGAAGGUGUACCAGAACGAAUACGAUGCGCUAUUUGGCAAGAAAAUGACAGCAGCUGAGCAAGAGAAAGCGAAGAUUGCUGCUCGUCAGGAGCCUUACAAGGUGGAAGUCGAGAUGGUUGCCAUGAUUACGUCCUACUACAUGAUGGCGUCCUGUCGUUUCGUUGACUCGGUUUGUAUGAGGGUUGAGUCGAAGUUCUUCAAGUUCCUCAAGACCCAAUUGGGCGAGGAAAUGAUUUCACAGAUGGGAAUUCUUGGUGACCAAGGUAUGUGCCACUUUACGUUACACUGGCUUCACUCAAUAUUAACCUUACACUAA